Molecule: messenger RNA, 800 nt
Organism: Arabidopsis lyrata subsp. lyrata
Lineage: Eukaryota; Viridiplantae; Streptophyta; Magnoliopsida; Brassicales; Brassicaceae
Exons: 2
Coding region: 472-672 (66 amino acids)
Source: RefSeq, a predicted model, not a curated record
GAUAUUUGGAUGCAUUUCUAAGUUAUGACAUGUAGUGAUCUCACCAUGUGAUUUCUAAUUAUUUAUUCAGUUUUUUUUUUUGAUAAUAAUUAUUUGUUAAGUUGUUGUUUCAUUUAUGUGUGAUACUAGGAAUACAUUAAAAAAUUUCGUAUUGAUACCACAAUGAGAUUUUUCAAAUACUUUCUUACCCAAAUUUAUGAUUAAAGUUGAAGUUUUCAAACCCAUGCAAAGAUAAGGAAAAAAGAAGAUGACUAAGAAAGUCAACACCCGCGAAUUCCAUGCAUUGACUUAUACAUAUCACCAACAAUGGUGAGAAGUGAGAACGACCUUGUAUAUAAUCUCUGCCUUUAGAACAACAAAAAAAAAAAAUUAAUAAAAUAUUGUCUAUUUAUUCAUACUUGAAAAGAACAACAAAUUUGUAAUCUCUUUAUACUGAUAGACAUUAGACAGAAGAGAAAGAGCAAAGAAAAAAUGAGUUUCAAGUUCAUUCUAAUAACUAUGCUUAUACUUUUAUGCAUCGCAUCUUCCAAUUCGACCAUCACUCCAUUUUCUAGAAACCGAAAAAUUAUCGUUGAAGAAGGUGGAAAGAUUCACAUACACAAGGGAAAGAAGAUCACAGUAAAACCCAGCCGUUCACCUCCUGCAAAAGGCACUAAAAAUUACACAACAUAGUUGCAAUUGCUCUAUAUGUCAAUCAUUAAUUUAGGGCAUUUUGGCCCAUUAUACGAAUAUGUUAUUCAAUAGAUGUAGCCAUAUACGUAGUGAUACUUAGAAGAUUCAAUUGUGAUUGAUUUUGCUUA